Molecule: messenger RNA, 327 nt
Organism: Verticillium nonalfalfae
Lineage: Eukaryota; Fungi; Ascomycota; Sordariomycetes; Glomerellales; Plectosphaerellaceae
Exons: 1
Coding region: 1-327 (108 amino acids)
Source: RefSeq, a predicted model, not a curated record
AUGGCCGAGCCAUCUUCCGCUGUGAGCACGCAGAAGCUGUCGCUCUCUGCCCAGUACAGCCACCCUACCGAUACUCCUUUCACAGCAGAAGCCAGCACCGACGGGCCCUCGUCCACGUCCGCCGCAGACAAAUCGGCCUUCCUCGCUCGCCUUCGCGACCUCGUCACGACCGUCCAGGCCGACGUCAACACGCAACUCACGCAGAAAAUGGAGGAAGACAAACAGCGCGCCGCCGGUGCCGGAGGCCCCGCCGCCACUGGAAAAGGCGCCGCCGACGAGGCGAAAGAGGAGGAGAACUACGGCGAGGAGCUCCCGGAGGAGGACUGA